Messenger RNA from Ogataea angusta, 1434 nucleotides. RefSeq lists its product as uncharacterized. Gene Ontology annotation, molecular function: DNA binding; nuclease activity. NCBI's taxonomy places the organism in Eukaryota, Fungi, Ascomycota, Pichiomycetes, Pichiales, Pichiaceae. Gene Ontology annotation, biological process: resolution of meiotic recombination intermediates; replication fork processing; double-strand break repair. The record is from RefSeq and is a predicted model, not a curated record. The transcript has a single exon. Gene Ontology annotation, cellular component: nucleus; Holliday junction resolvase complex. Bases 1 to 1434 code for a protein of 477 amino acids.
AUGGAUAUCAUCGACCUCGAGUCGUCGGACCCCCGCGGGUCCCGCUCCUCCCACCUGUUUGUUUCCUCGUCGCCUACCCCCACCAGACGGCGGCUUCUGUCCGUCAAGACGCCCACGCCCAAGCUCAACAGAUCUGCAGCCAAAUCGUCUCCCUCGUCUCUCCCCAGCAUCAUCGAAAUCUCCUCCAGCCCGCUCCCUACAAAACGCAAACGGCAGCCAGAAGAGCCGUCGUCGCUGUCGAAUGCAAUUGUGCUUGAAUCGGGCUCAGAGUCCGACUCUGAGCCGGCCAAACGCACAAAAAUAGCCCUUCCCAGCUCCCCGGCCCGCGCUGGCGACGAGUCGGUCCUGGAGCUGGAUCCUGGCUGCCCGUCGGACGAGAUCCAGCUGGGGAGCAUUUUUGACAUAAGCACAAAAACCGCCAUCACCCCCUCGAAACCGAAACAGGCUGCCAGCGCUGGCCCUGUGGCCACGACGGAGGUGUCCGUCGGGGACCUCGACGCGCUGCUGGAGCACGCGAAAAAGUUCAAGAGCAAGGAGCUGAAACAGGUAAACAAGAUGCAGCGGACAAAGGACGAGCUGCUGGCGGAAAUGAGCGUGGAGAUCGAGACGCGCCUGCACGCAAAACUGGCCGAGAUCAACGCAGAUUUCGACAGUUUCCUCGCUCCAAUCAAAGUGGACACGGCGUCUCUGUAUCUCCCGCUUAUCCAGUUCAAAAGACAGGUCGAGGCCGUGUACCACGAGCGAAAAGGGACGUAUGUGCCUGUGGACAAGUAUAUGAAGACAGAGGCGACCGUCGUGCUGUACUACGACGCUGCCGAGCUCGUGGACAAGAUCCGAGACGACACGCUGCGCACGAUCAUUCUCAAGGUGAAGCGGAUGCGCCAGGACGCGAAUGUCGUCCUCAUGAUCAAUGGGUAUGAGCAGCACUUGCAAACGCUGCGCGCACAACAUAACAGGGCGUUUGUGAGCCAGGUGAUGCGGAAAAUGGGCAACGACAAGACGCAGAGGGUGCUGGGCCCCGCCAACAGCGCACUUUCCGCGGAAACGGUGCGCAAAAAACUGGUUGAACUCGAGGUGUUUUUCGGAGUCCACAUUUUCCCCAUCAAGGGUCUGCGGGAGCUCGUGGACUGGAUCAGGUCUUUCAGUUAUACCAUGGCACAAAAGAGCUACGACCCGCACGAAAGAAACCCGGAGCUCGCCAACAUCGGCAAUAUCCGCUGCGGCCAGACGCCCGAAGAGUGCUACCAAGAAUCGCUCAAACAAUUUAAAUACCUAGUUACGUCUUCAGCACGCACGCUCGCGAAGCAAUACCCCACGCUCGUGCGGCUGGCCGAGAAGCUGCAGACCAGGGUGCCGGCGCUCAUCAGGACCGACGUCGAGCAGAACCUCAGAAAAGUGUUCACAAGCACGAAUCCUAACGAGUUGCUCGACUAG